UACCAACGAACGACCGUGUGAGUGUGAUUCGAGAAAUUGCAGGAUUUCCUCUUCUCCAAGCAUUCAUAACUAUGUUAACCAGUGUAGUAGAGAAGGUCAUCCAACAGGCCACUCUCUGGUACGAGUUUCUACUGCAACGCACUGAGAUCCGUACCAGAAGGAUGACAAAAGAGAAGGUAGAAGAGAAAUUAGUUGAGGAUGUAGUGGUAUUGGAGGUAAACACAGACGAGUGGUCUUGUGAGGAAGUGGAGAAGAUAUUAGGUUACAGGUUCAAAGAUAGAGGGCUGGUGCAGGAAGCUCUGACACAUCCGUCCUACUAUCAUCCAUUAAAGCCAUCGGUUACGUACGAGAGGCUGGAAUUCGUUGGAGAUUCUGUACUCAACUGCCUAAUGACGAAGGAGCUCUUCUCUUCGUAUCCGGAACUCUCGCCAGGCCCUCUCACGCUCUUGCGAGCGGCAAACGUUGAUACCGAGAAGCUCGCACGUGUGGCAGUCAACCACGGAUUGCAUCGGUACGCCCGUCACAAAGUCCUCUCUCUCGAGGAACAGAUUCGAGACUUCAAGGAAGCUAUCGUUGAUUAUCCCAUACACUCCAACGGAUUGAUAGAGGUCCCAAAGUUCCUCGCGGACAUUGUGGAAUCUCUCCUUGGAGCCGUCUUCGUUGACUGCAGCUAUUGUAUAGACACAGUUUGGAAGGUAUUUAGGAGAUUGUUGGAGCCGAUGAUAAGCCCAGAUAUGUUGAGGAAGCAUCCGGUGAGCGAGCUAUACGAGCUAUGUCAAAAGAAGGGGAUGAGAGUGACGUUCGUAAAGGACACGUGGAAAGAGAGUACAAUCGUUGAGGUUCUUGUUGAUGAUCAGUUGGUAGGAAGGGCUAUGUACGGACACAAGAAAGAGAUAGCUCAGAAUCGUGCUGCAAAGGAUGCCUUAGACAAUCUCAAGUCCUGCUUCCUCCAUUGACAUUCAUUUCAGAUACAUUUGACGUGAAUAUUUUAUUUUAUUUUAUUUUUAUUUUUAUUGAAAUGAUAAAAUAUGUACAGCACCACACCACACCACACAGGCUGAACCUUGAGAGUUGUGACUGA
Messenger RNA from Magnolia sinica, 1081 nucleotides. Its product is annotated as ribonuclease 3-like protein 3. Gene Ontology annotation, cellular component: cytoplasm; nucleus. The transcript is spliced from 3 exons. Gene Ontology annotation, molecular function: ribonuclease III activity; RNA binding. Gene Ontology annotation, biological process: siRNA processing. The record is from RefSeq and is a predicted model, not a curated record. NCBI's taxonomy places the organism in Eukaryota, Viridiplantae, Streptophyta, Magnoliopsida, Magnoliales, Magnoliaceae. Bases 72 to 956 code for a protein of 294 amino acids.